Molecule: messenger RNA, 6745 nt
Organism: Ictalurus furcatus (blue catfish)
Lineage: Eukaryota; Metazoa; Chordata; Actinopteri; Siluriformes; Ictaluridae
Gene: crb2b
Product: crumbs cell polarity complex component 2b
Exons: 13
Coding region: 76-4458 (1460 amino acids)
Biological process (GO): establishment or maintenance of epithelial cell apical/basal polarity; heterophilic cell-cell adhesion
Cellular component (GO): plasma membrane; protein-containing complex
Molecular function (GO): calcium ion binding
Source: RefSeq, a predicted model, not a curated record
CACCCAAAGAGAUGCUGAGGAAACGUUUUAAGCACUGGAAUUAUUAGAAGUGCAGCCCAGGAGCCCCAGGAGGCGAUGGAGUUGGGCCGAUCUUAUUUCAGAAGGUCCAGAGCGCUGCUACUCACCAUGAUGAUGUUCAAAUGGGGACUAUUCAGCACAGCGAAAGCAGACAUAUGUUUGUCUUCCCCAUGUCAGAAUGGUGGCACAUGCAUAGAAGCAAUGGCUGACUAUACAUGUUUAUGCCCAAAAGAACCACUCAUCUAUGUAGGUAAAGACUGUGAACUACUGUAUGAUGCUUGUGCGCAUGUCAACUGUCAUAACUGCAUCAGCACCCUAGGAAUAGAUAACUACUUCUGUCCAUGUCAAGAGGACUUUGGAGGCCCUGAUUGUACUCAUAACUUGGACAAGUGUAAGAGCAACCCAUGCACUGGAAUAAAGAAUCGCUGUGUAGAUGCACUUAAUGGAUAUUCUUGUCACUGCCCUAGCGGCUACAGUGGCGAGGACUGCCAGACUCAUGUGAUGGACUGCUUGGAUAAUCCUUGCUUUAACAAUGCAACCUGCAUACAGACAUCACACGGAUAUAAGUGUAAGUGUGGUCGUGGCUUCCAGGGGAACUACUGCGAACAUGACACUGAUGAAUGCCUGUCCCAGCCUUGUCAGAAUGGUGCCAUAUGCCUCGAUGGUAUAGAUGUGUACCACUGCUUCUGUGUGCCUGGAUUUCAAGGUUACAACUGUGAGAUAGACAUUAAUGAGUGUGCAUCCCAGCCCUGUAAAAACAAUGGAAAGUGUACUAAUGGGAAGGACCGUUACAUCUGUGAGUGUCUGAUAGGGUUCACAGGAAUGAACUGUGAGGUCGAGAUCAAUGAGUGUGAGGAGACUCCAUGUCAGAAUGAUGCUACAUGCCAUGACUAUGUGGGGCUGUACACAUGUGAGUGUGUGCCUGGGUUUGAAGGCAUCAGCUGUGAGGUGGAUAUCAAUGAGUGUAUCAGUGUGCCAUGCCUCAACAAUGGCUCAUGUAUUGAUUUGGUGAACAGGUUUGAGUGUGAUUGCAGUGGGACAGGGUUUGCUGGGCUAAUUUGUGAGGAAGAGAUUCUUGAGUGUGUGUCUGAGCCCUGUCAGCAUGGAGCCACAUGUCAUGAGGGAAUUAAUCAAUACGCCUGUCAGUGCUGGCCAGGUUAUGAAGGGAAGAACUGUGAGAAGGAUGUGGAUGAAUGUGAGGCUCAGCCUUGCGAGAAUGGUGGCAAGUGUUUCCAGCGAUCUGACCAGAGACAUUAUGGUGUCUUAGACCAGCUGAGCACAUCUUUCAGCUAUGAGUUUGCUGCUGGCUUUCUGUGCAAAUGCUUGUCUGGCUUUACAGGUGAAAACUGUUCAAUUAACAUAGAUGAAUGUGAACUUGCACCAUGCCUAAAUGGGGGAAGCUGUGAGGAUCUAAUUAAUGCGUAUCAAUGUUUUUGCUCUCCGGGAUUCACAGGUUUCAUAUGUGAAGUGAACAUUGAUGAGUGUGAAAGUGCACCUUGUCAGAAUGGUGCCUUGUGCGAGGAUGUCAUUAAUGACUAUGCCUGUCACUGCCAUAUAUCUGUACCUGAUCAGCUGCCUUGGGGUGGCCGUAACUGUGACAUUGCUUUAACUGGCUGUGUGGAUGAGCCCUGCAACAAUGGAGGCAUGUGUGAACCUUUCCUACAUGGAGACAAACACCUUUUUAGGUGCAGGUGUCCUUCUGGCUUCUCCGGUGACAAUUGUAGCAUUCCCACCACUUUCUCAUUCUCUAAAGCAGCCUAUGUGGUGGUGGAGAUUCCUUAUAACAAGACUUAUAACAAUGAGGCAACCAGUGUUUUGCUGCGGUUCAGGACAACUUUACCAGAUGCAGUGCUGUUCUUCAGGGGAAAUGCACAGCAUUUCUUCACACUGGAGAUGAAUGGUGGAAAUCUCCUUGCUACAGCAGAAUCAGGGGACUUAAAGCUGGUGGUGGAACUUCAUGGGACUUUUCACAAUGGGUUGUGGCAUGCAGUGUCUGUUUCUGUAGAUGACAUGCUGGUUGUGAGUUUAUUAGAUAAGAAUUACACAUAUAUUCAGCAGACAGAUCAGGGUCAACAUCUUUUUUUCCCUCCACAUUGUCUGGAAAAAGUCUACAUUGGUGGGGUCCCGCAAGAUUAUCUGAAGAAAACAAAGACGUGGACAGGAUUUGUUGGUUGCAUGGAGGACUUUGUCAUCAGUUCUCAGCUUAUUCUGCCCCAUAACUUCUCCCAAGAGAAUGUCACUUACAUCCAACUGGGCUGUGAAAAGCCUGAAUGGUGCCAUCUAGAUUCUUGCUCUCAUCAAGGAAAGUGUGUAGAUCUUUGGACUGAAUACAAGUGUGACUGCCACAGGCCAUUUUAUGGAAACAUCUGUUCCUAUGAGUACCCUUCAUGGACAUUCAACCAUGAGCAUAAUAGAAGCUUUGCUGCAUUUCCCAUAACUCAGAGCCAUUCUGGUAACAUUAGUGUAUCAUUUUUAUUGCGAACAUUGAAAACCAGUGGCCUUAUUCUCCAAUUGAAACGGGGGAAUCAGGCAUAUCUCUCAGUGUUCCUGAGGAGAGGCACAAUAAAUGUUGCUGUGUACUCUUCUAUAAGAGAGAGUUCCACAUUCAUCACAGAUGGGGAGAAGAUGCUGAUUACCAUCAAUGUCGAUGGAGGAUUUUUAUACUUCAAUCAUACAGAAAUACUUUUUAGACCUGGGACGUUUCCUGAGCUUGAAGUGCAGGCAGGAGAUGUGGUAUAUCUUGGUGGACUUCCUGAAGAAGGUGAUGCUACACCUUGGGGUGGUCAUUUCAAAGGUUGCCUACAAGAUGUACGUCUGGAUGACACUCAGCUCUACAUGAGCUUAAACAAAAUAAUCAAAUUACAUGAACAACCAAGCUACUUAGCAGAUAUUUCACAUAACUUGCUGGAGCACUGUGUCAGUGAUGAAGCAUGUAAGGGGAAACCAUGCUUGAAUGGAGGAGAAUGCAUGAUCAAGUGGAAUGACUUCAUCUGUUCCUGUCCACUAAACUACACUGGAAAGACCUGUGACAUCCGAGUGUGGUGUGCUAGCAAUCCAUGUGUCAUGGGUAGCCAGUGUGUGGACCUGCCUGAUGGAUAUGAGUGCUUGGCCAAUGCCACAUUUGAAAACAAUGCUUUGAAGUACAGUGCCAGUGGCUCUUUAUCUGCUCCUGUGAAAUUGGUUUCUGUGAAAUUUCGGACUCGUACAGAGAAUGGCACACUCCUUCGUACCUCCAAUGGCCUCGAGUUUUUCUACAUGGGCCUUCUGAAUUCCUUCAUAUUGGUCAAGAUCCGUAAUAACAAAAGCCAGGAGGUGCUGGCUUUCAACAGUGAGGUGGAGGUUUCAGAUGGAGAAUGGCACCAUGUGGAGCUCAGGAAGACAUGUUCACUCUAUGCUUUUUCUCACUGGAACCUCACUGUGGAUGGGCAAGUGGCUGGUUCAAACCAAACAUUUGCUGCCAACUUGGAUUUCUUUAACCAUUCUACUGUGCGGUUGGCAGAGAAUUUCACUGGCUGUCUUGGUGAAGUCAGGAUAGGGGGAGUGUAUCUGCCACUGGUGGGGGGCAUUCAUGAAGAAGCACCUCAGUUUUCACAAUUUUUCCAUUAUGGCAGCAGAAAGAAGCCACAAAUUGGGUGCAGUGGUGCACCCUUGUGUCUCCUGCAUCCUUGUUUGAAUAAUGGCUCAUGCCAAGACCUCUUUAAUCACUAUAGAUGUGACUGUGCCCCAGGCUGGCAGGCUGAAAACUGCCAGGACGAUGUCAAUGAGUGCAUCUCUGGGCCUUGCAUCCAUGGGACCUGCAGGAAUCUUCCUGGGGAAUACCUGUGCCAGUGUGCCCAGGGCUACAGGGGGAGGCACUGUGAUGAGGAUGUGGAUGAGUGCCAAGAGCUGCGUUGUGAGAAUGCAGGGUCUUGUGUGAACACUGUGGGGGGAUACACUUGCAUCUGUCCACCAGCAUACAGUGGUCCACUCUGCCAGUGGAGCUUCCCUCCACUGCAGUGUGGAGUAGAUGUGCAGUGUACUAAUGGAGGAGUCUGUAUGGAUGGACCCUGGGGGUUUAACUGUACCUGCAGACUUGGAUACACCGGGGAGAGAUGUGAGAUAGACAUAGAUGAGUGUGAGUCCAACCCCUGUCUCAAUGGGGCCACCUGCAUGGAUAAGCAGAAUCAUUACCUUUGUGAGUGCUUGCCAGGUUUCAGUGGAGAUAACUGCGAGGCUCCUAGGCUGCAGCAGACGGAGAGUAUCCCCUGGCUUAUAGUGGCAAUCCCACUGAUGUGUUUUGCUGCUUUGCUGGCCAUGGUAGGUUUGGGUUGCAUGAUGCUCACUGCACGAAGGAAACGGCAGUCUGAAGGCACCUAUAGCCCCAGCCAACAAGAGGUGGCAGGAGCUCGUCUCGAGAUGAGCAGCGUGCUUAAAGUGCCUCCUGAGGAAAGGCUGAUUUAACCUUUAGCCUAAACAUUAUGACCUAAGUCAAAAAAGUACUGAAAGGAUUAACCCAAUAUGUGGCUCCCUUGAUGCCAAGCAGUAUUUGGAAUCACUGUGAUCACCACUAGGACUUGUGAAAAAAACCACCUUGUGGGGUGGUAUAUACCUACCUCAAUAUACAGUGCUGUGAAAAAGUAUUUGAUUUCUCCUGUUUUUGUGUAUAUCUCAUACUAAAUUCUUUCAGAAAUUAAAACAAAAUAUAAAGUAAAACAAAGGCAACCCAAGUAAACACAAAAUACAGUUUUUAAAUGAUAAUGUUAUUUAUUGAAGCAAGAAAGUUAUUCAAAAAUCUGUGCCUGUGUGAAAAUGUAUUUGCCCCCAGUUACUAAUUCCCCAAUUCUAUGAAACGGCAUUCAUAAUGGGGUUCAGCUGGACUAGAUGCAACCAGAGCUGAUUACUGCCAGCCCUGUUCAAUCAAAUCAACACUUAAAUAGAACCUUUUCAACAGCAUGAAGUUGGUUAAAAGGUCUUACCCAGUAACACACCAUGCCAAAGUUGAAAGUAAUUCCAGAAAUUGUGAGAAAGAAGGUGAUUGGAAUACAUCAGUCUAGGAAGGGUUACAAAGCUAUUUUAAAGGCUCUGGGACUUAAAAGAAUCACAGUGAGAGCCAUUAUCUCCAAAUUGAACAAACUCGGCACAGUAGUGAACCUUCCCAGAAGUGGCUAACCUUCCAAAAUUCCUCCAAGAGCACAGCACCGACUCAUCCAGGAAGUCACAAAAGAGCCAAGGACAACAUCAAAGGAACUACAGACCUUUCUUGCAUCAGUAAAGGUCAUUGUUCAUGACUCCACUUUCAGAAAGACACUGGGAAAAAAUUCCAUCCGUGGAAUAGUGGCAAGGUGAAAACCAUUGCUAACCGAGAAGAACAUUAGGGCUUGUCUGAAUUUUGCCAAAACACACCUUGAUGAUCCUCCUUUGGGAGAAUGUUCUGUGGAUUAAGGAGUCAAAAGUGGAACUGCUUGGAAGACGGGGGUCCUGUUACAUCUAGUGUAAACCAAACACCGAAUUCCACAAAAAGAACAUCAUACCUACGCAAGCAUUGUAGUGACAGUGUGAUGGUGUGGGUAUGCUUGCUGCUUCACGGCCUGGGCAAUUUGCAAUAAUUGAGGAAAAUAUGAAUUCUGCUCUCUACCAGAAAAUCCUAAAGGAGAAUGUUCGGUCUUCAGUCCGUGAGUUGAAACUCAAACACAACAGGCUUAUGCAUCAAGACAAUGAUCCAAAGCAUCCUGAUCAUCCAUCAAAUCCUGACUUGAACCAAUUGAGAUGCUGUGGCAGAAUCUUAAAUGGGCAGUUUCUGCUCACAAACCCUCCAAUAUGGCUGAACUAAAGCAGUUCUGUAAAGAAGAGUAGGCCAGAAUUCCACCACAGUGCUGUGAAAGACCAGUUAUCGGAAGUGUUUGUUUGCAGUUAAUGCUGGUAAAGGUGGCACAACCAGAUUUUAAGUUUAAGGGGGCAAUUAGUUUUUCACAUGGGUGAUAAGUAUUUGAUAACUUUUUUUGCUUCAAUAAAAAAAAACCUGUAUUGUCUGUUUAAUCAAGUUGUCUUUGUUUUAUGUUGUAUUUUGUUUGAAGAUCUAAAACUAUUUAGAAUGAGAUAUACACAAAAACAGAAGAAAUCAGGAUGGGGCAAAUACUUUUUCACAGCACUCUAUGAGGUAAAGUAGCACAAUAUACAUUAUGUGUUUACAUUUUUUUUGUGUUUUUUCAUUUAACUCAAAAUCUCAAUGCAGAAUGUAUUUUUGUAUUAUUCAUUUGGUGAAAACCAGCCACAGUAUUCUACUGCCCCACUAUUUCUUUGUUUUAAUCCACUCUGUAAUAUCUGUGCAUAGUGGUUUAUGCUGUACUCAUAUCCUACCUGCCUGAACAGCACAUACUAGCUAACUUUACACUACAAAAUUAUUUUUUAUUAUUUCAUUUUUUAAAAUUUAUUAUUUAGUAGUAUAGUUUCUUUUCUUUUCUCACCACCUUAGACACUGUAAAUAUUAAGGUUUUUUUUUCAACACUGGACUUUUUUCAGUUUAUAAUGUCACAUUCACUGGAAAUGAUUAUUGUACCUGUAUAUGUUUAAUGUUUUAUUAUCUUUCUUGUUUAGUAUAUAUUGGACAUGACAAUGAAUAUGUAGAAUAUAUCCAUUAAUCUAUUAUUGUUGCAGAUUUUUUAAUAUGUAUGAAUUAUUGGAUAAUCGGCAAGUUCAUUUUCCUGUGAAUUUACAAACUGAAAUUAUUUAAUAAAAUUGUUCAUAGGAG